UUGAAUUUAAAUUUGUGUGAAGGUAUCCCACAGACACCGACAAGCAUAUGCUGGCCACACAAACCAGGCUUAACAAGAAACCAGGUGUCUAACUGGUUUAUCAAUGCUCGAGUUCGUGUAUGGAAACCUAUGGUUGAGGAAAUACACAUGCUAGAAACCAAAGGAGUGUCCGAAACAGGAUCAGGAGUACUAUUAAAUGCUCCAAAAACCACAAAUCAUAACGAAGGUUUCGACCAAUCAAACGAAAGCAGCAGCCAACCAUUGAAUAGGCUAAAAAUGAGUUCGAUUAUCGACAAACAAAUGGAAUAUUCCUUGGCCGAGCAAGAAGAUGCCGUUGGAUCGAACGGAAAUGUGUGGAAUCAAGAAAAGCGUUCUCGUGUAGAGUAUCAUGUUCCGUCGGGCCCCACCGAUGGAUCGAUGAUGGAAUAUUCCUUGAUGAUGCCUUCUCAUCGAAGUGGGCCCGAGAUGGGCGGGCUUGGUUCGGUUUCACUUACGUUGGGAUUGAGACAAAGUGCCGAGAGUGGUCAACGGUCACGUUUUGGAGGUCAGAUUAUUCGAGACUAUGUUGGCUGAUUAUAUCUAUAUAUAGUGUUAAUGUAAUGUAGUCUCUUUAAUUAGCUGCAAUAAUAUUGGGUGCUUUGUGGGAUUUUAAGGUAGAAAUAGAAAAGCCUGAGAAAAAGGGAAAAAAAAAAGUCGAAAAUCGAAAAUUUCAAGAAAAAGAUGCAAUUUUUAGUUGGAAUACCGAUGGAGAAAAUGUGCAUGUAGUGGUACGGUGAUAUAUAUUUUGAAAACGAAGUGUCGAAAUAUGGUUUCUUGCGGCUUAUAUAUAUAUUCGGAAUUUUUGGUGUUUGGUUUUG
Molecule: messenger RNA, 857 nt
Organism: Erythranthe guttata (spotted monkey flower)
Lineage: Eukaryota; Viridiplantae; Streptophyta; Magnoliopsida; Lamiales; Phrymaceae
Source: RefSeq, a predicted model, not a curated record